UUUCCACCACCUUUAUAAACCAGCCACCCCUUCCCAAUUUCACUCUUCUCUCUCACUCACACACACUCACACGCGCACAACUAACAGUUACCGGAAUUUCCAUUUCUCCGGUGAAUACAACUCAGAAGAAUAAACAUGCCUCUAACAGCAAUCAAUAUCAUCUCCGCAAAAGUCGUGUUUAUGAUAUCCACCAGCGUUUUAUCAGCUGCAAUUUUGCUAAGCGCUACAGAUCUCGCCGAUUACGCUCCUUGGAUCUACAACGGCGUCGUUUCGUGGCUGCGGCCGCCGUAUCUGUACCUCGUCAUCAACUGCAUCAUCAUCACCAUCGUCGCCUCCUCCAAGCUCCAAUCGGAGAUCGACGACGACGCACGUGAGCUUCCGCAUAUAGCGCCGCUGCUGAAUCUGAACGCCGUACAGCCUGUACAGCAGCCGCCUAUCGAGAUGGGUGAAACCGAAUUUCCGAUGAGUCUGGCGGCGGAGUAUAAAUUCGAAGGCGUGGAGAGAGGAUUGGAGUCUGAUAAGCUCGAUUCAGGUGGAAUCGGAGGCGUGAGUGAAUAUUCGGCGCCGGGGAUUGUCAGCGGGGGCGACGAUGCGAUGUGUAAUAAGGAGAACGAGUGCGUAGCGGCGGCGAAAUCGAUGUGGAGUGCCGCUGAGUUUAGUGAUGGAGCGAAUUUCGUGAAGCCGCCGGCUUCUGCGAGGUUCGGUCACCGGAGAAAUUUGAAAGCGAGCAACGAAGGUGGGAGAACAGUGCUGGGAGUUUCGAAGCCGAAGAAGCAAGACACGUUGGAGAACACCUGGAAGACAAUAACAGAGGGGCGGGCGAUCCCGAUCUCAAGACACUUGAAGAAAUCGGAGACAUGGACGGAGCGCGAGCAGGAGAACACUCCUCCUCCGGCGUUGAAGACGAUGAGGAAAGCCGAGACCUUCAAGGAGCGGUCCCCCAUGAACGGUGGAUCGGGCAAGCCGAGGAAGGAGGCGUCGCUGAGCCAGGAUGAGCUACACCGGCGGGUCGAGGCGUUCAUCAAGAAGUUCAAUGAGGAUAUGAGGCUGCAGCGGCAGGAGUCUCUUAAUCAGUAUACUGAAAUGAUUAAUUGAUAAUCAUCCUUUUAUUAGAUUGAAAAAGAGUGGGAAAUGCGGUUAGUUGAGACUGUUUGAAUUUUUUUGUUCUUUUGUUGUUUGUUUGUAAUGGUUAUAGUUAUGAUAAAAAUUGUUGUUUCAAAUAUAACAUAAUAAAAAAAAAUAGGUUACAAGUGAUUGUUCAAAAAUUUAGUUUACUAGUGAUGGUUUAUUUUAGUUUAA
Molecule: messenger RNA, 1299 nt
Organism: Salvia hispanica
Lineage: Eukaryota; Viridiplantae; Streptophyta; Magnoliopsida; Lamiales; Lamiaceae
Source: RefSeq, a predicted model, not a curated record